Lasiodiplodia theobromae is the source of this 480-nucleotide messenger RNA. RefSeq lists its product as uncharacterized. The record is from RefSeq and is a predicted model, not a curated record. The coding region runs from base 1 to 480 and encodes 159 amino acids. Lineage: Eukaryota; Fungi; Ascomycota; Dothideomycetes; Botryosphaeriales; Botryosphaeriaceae. The transcript has 3 exons.
AUGGCGUCCCUCCGCCUGCUCCGCCCGCUCUCCGUCGGCUUGACCGCGUCCGCCGUGCUCGCCGCCCCGCUCCUCGCCCGCCCGUCCUCCUUCCGCCUCCGCUGCGACGACACCGCCGGCCGAUCCCCCGUGUCCCCGCGCGACUGGUCUUUUGAGCAAUAUUCGCGCGAAGCCCGCACCCCUGUCGUGCGGAAGGGACGGGUCAAUCCCCGCAUCUGGCGCCAGAUCAGCUCCGGAAGCAUAAUAGGUGUACUUGGUGGGAUGGCAGUCAGCACCUUUUCCAAGCCAUUGGCACUUCUCAUUGGAUUGCUGAUUUUGGGCAAUCAGUUCCUUGAAUCCCGCGGUAUCCACAUUAUUCCAUACAACAAAAUCCAGCAGUAUGCUAAGGGCAUCGACGUACGAUCUUCUUUGCAAGAUAACGUUGCUUUCAAGUUGUCCCUUGGAACGACUUUCGUGCUGGCUGCAUUUGCCGAAUUUUAA